This is a messenger RNA of Galendromus occidentalis (western predatory mite), 545 nucleotides long. RefSeq lists its product as uncharacterized. The transcript is spliced from 3 exons. Lineage: Eukaryota; Metazoa; Arthropoda; Arachnida; Mesostigmata; Phytoseiidae. The record is from RefSeq and is a predicted model, not a curated record. Bases 21 to 545 code for a protein of 174 amino acids.
CGGUGUUGCGUCGGAGUAGAAUGGUCGAAUUCUAUUUCACCAUCCUGUGCCUCUUCGGUUUGCGGACCGUGGAUUACGUGUCAGGUCAGAGUGACAUCGUGAAAUCAACUCUGUACAAUUGGGCUCAGAUUGAGCCUCAACUCAGCGAGUUUGAGCAUUGGCUUUGCGGGAACGGAGAAGCCAUCAAAAGUGUCACUGCCUCUCUGCCGAACACCUCUUACGAACUCUCUGAAACGGAUGUCAACGGCUUAAUCUGCACUUAUAACCUCUACUCGACGAAAGUCACGCAGGUGAUGAUGAGUUAUUAUGAAGAAAUCGCGACCGAUUCCCGGCUCGCGGUGCCUGGCUACACAAUGUGGGACCUCUUCAGAGCUUUCGCCGACAAUCGCAGGGAUAUUCUGAACGCUUUCAACGGAGCUAUUGCAGGCCGGAGCGACGCUGACAUUUCAUGGGUGUUCCGCAACGAGGAAACUUUGGCGGAUCUGAAACAGGCUUUCUUGGGAGCUCAGAAAGAUCUCAUGGGACUCCAAGGAUACCAUUUCUAG